AUGCUCGCCCUCCUCGGUCUUGUUGGUUUAUUCUCCGUCAGUCUCGGCGUGAGUAUCAAUGCUAGAGAUCAGAACUUCGCAAACGAUCAAUCACUCGAGGAGUUUGAUCUGGCUUUUAGCCAAUUCCCUCCUACUCGCCAGACUAAGCAACAUACACAUGACCCUACUAUCCUUCGUGUUGGCGAUGAAUACUAUCUUUACAAUGUCGGCGAACAUAUCUUCAUUCAUACUGCCCCGACUAUGGCUGGCCCGUGGAAACAUGUCGGCAAUUUACUGGAUGCCAACAGUGUGAUUCCGAAGGGUGACCGAGCUGCACCUUGGGCCCCAACUGUCAUCGAGGUGGAUGGCACAUACUAUUGCUACUACAGUGUCAGCAAGGCCGGCUGCCGUGAUAGUGCCGUGGGAGUUGCUACGUCCGACUCUCCAGGCCCUGGCAACUGGUUUGAUCAUGGCAUCGUCAUUCAAACUGGUACGGGCAACGGCUCGGACAUUGAGCCAUACACAGUGUCCAAUGCCAUUGACCCUGCUACAUUGAUUACCCCCGAAGGUGACGCUUAUCUGACAUUUGGAAGCUACUGGAACGGCAUUUUCCAAAUCCCACUCGACCCGGAUUUGAUUUCGCCGGCUAGCACCACGGAGCCCGAUGCCCGUCAAUUGGCGUGGGAGCCACAGUCUCUCGGCAUGCCGAGCCGGUUGGCCAAUAACAUCUGCGGUGACCCGACUGGUCCCCAUGCUAUCGAGGGUGCCUUCACUUCUUACAAUGAUGGAUGGUAUUAUCUCUGGUAUAGCCAUGGCUUCUGCUGCAACCUGAAGCAGGACAACUUGCCGGCUGCUGGUCAAGAAUAUUCCAUCCGUGUCGGACGUUCCCAGAGUCCUCGUGGUCCAUUCUUUGAUAGGUCUGGUACCGACCUUGUCAACGGCGGCGGUGAAAUUGUCUAUGGCUCAAACGGAGACACCUACGCUCCAGGUGGUCAAGGCGUCAUGCGCGACGGGGAUCAGGAUGUCCUCUAUUACCACUACCUGAACAAGACCGUCGGCAUUGCAUUCUCGGAUGCCUUGCUUGGCUUUAAUCCUCUCAAAUAUGUUGACGGAUGGCCCAUCGCUCAGGCCUGA
Messenger RNA from Penicillium antarcticum, 1113 nucleotides. RefSeq names its product putative endo-arabinanase. Gene Ontology annotation, biological process: carbohydrate metabolic process. The record is from RefSeq and is a predicted model, not a curated record. Gene Ontology annotation, molecular function: arabinan endo-1,5-alpha-L-arabinosidase activity. The coding region runs from base 1 to 1113 and encodes 370 amino acids. The transcript is spliced from 4 exons. Lineage: Eukaryota; Fungi; Ascomycota; Eurotiomycetes; Eurotiales; Aspergillaceae.